Trichoderma aggressivum f. europaeum is the source of this 2763-nucleotide messenger RNA. RefSeq lists its product as uncharacterized. The coding region runs from base 1 to 2763 and encodes 920 amino acids. Gene Ontology annotation, molecular function: GTP binding; GTPase activity; microtubule binding. Gene Ontology annotation, cellular component: membrane; cytoplasm; microtubule. The record is from RefSeq and is a predicted model, not a curated record. Lineage: Eukaryota; Fungi; Ascomycota; Sordariomycetes; Hypocreales; Hypocreaceae. The transcript has 3 exons.
AUGAGCGGCCGGUUCCUUGCAGCUAGUCUGCGGCCUGUGGCGGCAAGAAAUACCUCCGCCGCCACCAGAGUUCGUCACUUACACCGAUUUCCAACAGGAGGCCUGUUGCGGGCAGAUGCCGCGAUCCGGGAGACUCGAAGACGCAUGUGGUUUGGCGGCAAUUCCUUCCAUAACCAGGUUAUCGUUCGAAAUGCCUCCUUUGUUCGCUUCUUGCCGAAGCUGGUGGUGAAGUUUGCUAGGAUUCCUGCCAUGUUUGGUGGGCUGGCCAUUGGCACUUUUGCCUGGGUUCAAUACCAAGCUACACAGGCUGGCAACUAUGCCAUCUCCAUCUUCCACGAUACCUUGGACACGGUGACGGGCACAGCAUCUAGUAUAUACGGGAGUGCCAAAGAUGUAGCAGACCAAACACGGCAAGGAUGGGAAAACACAAAAGAACGGGUAGAGGUGCCAGCUUGGUUGAAAAAGAUGUUGGGAACGCCCGAGAGUUCAGGCUCUGGGGGCUCAGGAGGACCCAAUGGCGAUCCUAAACACAGUAAAGUCGGCGCCGCUGCAGCUGUUGGUGCUUCGGCUGCCGCUGUUGGCUACGACAAAUCGGAUGAAGAAGAUCCACGGGAUGCGCUACAGAGCUCCAAGGAUGAUCAGAUGAUGGUAUUGACGAAAAAGAUGAUUGAGAUUCGAAGCAUACUGCAGAAAGUCGGCCAGUCCAGCUCUCUUACUUUGCCGUCCAUCGUCGUCAUUGGCUCGCAAUCGUCCGGAAAGAGUUCAGUACUGGAGGCCAUCGUCGGCCACGAGUUUCUUCCCAAGGGAAACAACAUGGUUACUCGGAGGCCGAUUGAAUUGACUCUUGUGAAUACACCCGACUCGCCUGAAGAAUAUGGAGAAUUCCCAGAUCUUGGUUUACGAAAAAUAUCCGACUUUUCCUCGAUCCAGCGAACAUUGACAGAGCUGAACAUGGCAGUUUCAGAUGCAGAGUGCGUCUCGCACGACCCUAUUCACCUGACCAUCUAUUCUCGCAACGUUCCUGAUCUUUCCCUCAUCGACCUACCCGGCUACAUCCAAGUUGUGGGGCAGAACCAGCCACUGCAGCUGAAGCAGAAGAUUUCGGAAUUGUGUGACAAGUAUAUUCAGCCUCCAAAUGUCAUUCUUGCCAUCUCUGCCGCAGAUGUCGAUCUGGCCAACUCGGCAGCCCUCAGGGCAUCUCGCAGAGUCGAUCCCCGAGGUGAACGAACUAUUGGAGUUAUUACCAAGAUGGAUCUGGUCGAUCCUGCCCGUGGCGCCACCAUCCUCAAUGAUAAGCAGUAUCCUCUUCGAUUAGGCUACGUUGGCGUUGUAUCAAAGGCGCCAGCAUCACAGGGCCUUUUCAAGAUGGGCUCAUCAGAUCUCCUCUCCACCAUCGCCAAGAAUGAAAACUCUUUCUUUUCCUCACACCCACUCGAGUUUGGACCGGACGCAGGCGUCAAUGUGGGCACAAUAAAUCUUCGAAAGACAUUAAUGCGUGUUUUGGAACAGACCAUGUCAUCUAGCUUACAGAGCACAAGCGACGCCAUUAGACAAGAGUUGGAGGAGGCCACAUACGAGUUCAAGGUCCAGUACAAUGAUCGCCCGCUGUCCGCCGAAUCUUACCUUGCCGAGAGUCUCGACGCUUUCAAGCACUCCUUCAAACAAUUUACUGAGGGAUUUGGGCGCCCGGAAAUGCACGAGCUUUUGAAGAGCGAGCUUGAUCAAAAGGUGCUGGACCUGCUGGCCUCACGAUACUGGAAUAAGCCAGUGACAGACCUGGCGCCAGCGAAAUAUGAUCUCGAUAAUAUCGCCGACCUCCCCAAGGCUGAUCCUGACUCUCUUUACUGGCGUCGCCAGCUGGACGCUUCGACCUCGGCCCUCACCAAACUUGGAGUUGGACGCCUGGCAACAACGGUCAUCGCCACAUCUCUUCAAGCUCACGUUGACAAGUUACUGACCAACUCAAGCUUUGUGAGCCAUCCUUUUGCAAAGAAGGCCAUAGUUGAAGCCGCGUCGACCAUUUUGAAUGAGAGGUUCUACAGCACCAGUGAUCAGGUCGAGAACUGCAUCAAACCCUUCAAAUUCGACAUCGAGAUUGACGAAAGAGAGUGGAAUCAUGGCCGUGAGCAUGUCGGUAGUGUGCUGAAGAGGGAACUGCAAGACUGCGAGGCUGCACUGGUCAGUUUAGAACCUGCUGUCGGUGGACGAAGGAAAUUAAGGGAGGUCAUGGCCUUUAUAGAUAAGGCGCGAAAGGGCGACAUCACCGUAGAGGGCGAUGGGCGAAGUGGUGCAGGAGGGUUUAGCGCUGCUCUUCUAAGUAAAGGCAGAGAAGCUGUCUUCCUUCGAGACAGGGCCGACAUCAUCAAGAUGAGAAUGCUUGCUGUCAAAGCCAAGCAGUGCAACAAUCCUAAGAACAAGUAUUACUGCCCCGAGGUCUUUUUGGAUGCUGCAGCAACCAAACUAGCUUCCACAGCUGUUCUCUUCCUGAACGUGGAGCUGCUUUCCGAAUUCUACUACAACUUCCCGCGUGAAUUGGAUCUUCGUCUUGGACGACACUUGUCCGCGGAUGAAGUUGAGAAAUUCGCAAAGGAAGACCCCAAGAUCCGCCGACAUCUAGAUGUCAUCCGGAAGAAGGAGCUCUUGGAGUUGGUGCUUGAGAAAAUGGACAGUCUGCGACAGCUAGAAGGAAGGGACAGGGAGCAUGGAGCAAACGGAAGAAGAGGAGCGUCGAAUAAGGACCGAGGACGGUGGGGGCUCUUCUAA